Eucalyptus grandis is the source of this 2990-nucleotide messenger RNA. RefSeq names its product F-box protein At4g22390-like. Bases 502 to 1161 code for a protein of 219 amino acids. The record is from RefSeq and is a predicted model, not a curated record. Lineage: Eukaryota; Viridiplantae; Streptophyta; Magnoliopsida; Myrtales; Myrtaceae. The transcript is spliced from 2 exons.
AUUAAAAAUUCAAAAAUCUUCCCAAACCACUUUCCUUUCUAUCUUUCUCCUCUGUCUUCUGCAGACACCUCUGAGCCCUACUUUCGCAUCGCCACCGGCGAAGUCGGCAGCGCCACCGACUCGAGGCCAACAUAGCGAGCGUUGGUCCAAGUCAUUUCCACUUCGGGUUCGCUCUUCUUUCUCAACCCCUGGCCACCAUGAGUUCCUCAGCCUCCGACGCCGACCAUCUCCCGAAGCUCCCUGACGACGUCGUCGUCGACCAUAUUCUGAAGCGAUUGCCGGUGAGAUCUCUCCUCCGAUUCAGGUGUGUUUGCCGGUCGUGGCGAUCCACCAUCGACGGCCCUCGUUUCGUGGCCCUCCACCUGAACCACUCCGCUCUCCAUGCCGGUAAUUGGCAUCUCGCGUAUCUAGAUUGGGACGAUCUUGACCACAGACUGUGCUCUCUGCUCUCCGAAAGCACAAGGCGGUUCCACGAUUCGGUCCGGCGAAAAAUUUCUUUCCAUGGAGAAAACUAUGGAAGGUCUAGGGUUUGGCUUUGACGCUAGGUCUAAUGCCUACAAGAUUGUGAGGAUUCUCCAAGAUGAUAAUCGUAAAGGCUUAGAGACUCGAGUCCAGAUUUAUACACUCAGUACAGAUUCCUGGAGAAGUUUGGAGUGUGAGGUUCCUGCUUUAUGCAACCCCAUACCCGCGGUCUUCUUGAAUGGGAAUCUGCACUGGUUUGUUUCCAAGCACACUGAGGGUUACGGAUCAGUACUCUUAUUCAAUGUCGCCAGUGAGGUGUUUGAUGAAAUGGUUCCAUCGGAAGAGUUUUUGCAUGUCCUUAGUGUCAGUUCAGAAGCGGUUUUGUCAGUAUUGAAUGACUUGCUGGCCGUGUGCACUAUCCGUGGGGAGGCAGUUGGGCAUCCUAAACCACUUUCCGUUUGUUCCAUUUGGGUUAUGAGGGAGUACGGCGUGCCUGAGUCUUGGACUGAGCUGUAUUCUUUUGAGUAUAGUGGACGAGUAUCCGGAGUUGAUGGCUUCACGAGGGAUGGCGAGCUUCUGAUGUUAACAGCUGAUAAGGGACAAGUUUCCUGGAAUCCGAUCACAGGACAAUUCGCAAUUCUUUCCCUACCAAGGUGUUGCGAUUGGGUCACUGUUGUAGAGAGCCUUGUUUCACUUUAGAGAUGAGUUAGUUGCUGCUACAUUUACUCAUAUGAUAAAUUGAUUCUGCCUGUUGGAGAGUUGAUAGAGACACCUUGGUAGGGAAAGAAUUGCGAAUUGUUCUGUGAUCAGGGAAAGAAUUGCGAAUUGUUCUGUGAUCGGAUUUCAGGAACUGCUGUUAACAGAAGCUCGCCAUUCCUCGUGAAGCCAUCAACUCCGGAUACUUGUCCACUAUACCCAAAUCACUUUCCUUUCUAUCCUUCUCCUCUUUCGUCUGCAAACACCUUUGAGCCCUACUUUCGCAUCUCCUCCCACUCGCCACCGGUGAAGUCAGCAGCACCACCGAAUCGAGGCCAACAUAGUCAUUUCCACUUCAGGCCGGUCUUCUUUCUCAACCCCUGGCCACUAUGAGUUCCUCCGCCUCUGACGACGACAACCACCUCCCUAAGCUCCCUGAGGUCGUCGUCGUUGACCAGAUCCUGAACUGAUUGCCGGUGAGAUCUCUCCUCCGAUUCAGGUGCGUCUGCCAGUCAUGGCGAUCCACCAUCGACGGCCCUUGUUUCGUGGACCUCCACCCGAGCCACUCCACUCUUGACACCUCCAAUCGGUAUCUCGUGUAUCUAGAUUGGUGCGAUCCUCUCCGGAGCCUGUUCUCUCUGUACUCGGGUGUGUCUCUUACUCCGCUUCCAAGUCGCAUAUCGAAAUUCCGUUUGCUGCUCCUCCCAACUGUUACGGCUUCGUUGGUUCGUGUAAUGGUUUGAUCUGCGUCACGGAAAGUUCCAGAAAUGGGUAUCACCGGUCGAUGUUUCUGUGGAAUAUGUUCACCAGAAAGCACAAGGCUGUUCCACGAUCCAAUGUGGAGAAAAAAUUUCUUAUCUUGGAGAUUCCUCGUAUAGCUGAAGGGUUUGGCUUCGGCGCAAGGUCUAAUGACUAUAAGAUUGUGAGGAUUUAUCCAUGUUAUCGUCGUGGGACAAAGCCUCAAGUCAAGAUUUAUUCCCUUAGUACAGAUUCUUGGAGAAGUUUGGAUUGUGAAAUUCCUACUUUAAGUGGCUCUAGACCCACAGUCUUCUUGAAUGGGAAUCUGCAUUGGUUUGCUUCCAAGUCCCGUUAUCAGUGGGAUGAGGUUGGAUACCAACAGAUAGUCUCCUUCGAUGUCACAGGUGAGGUGUUUUAUAAAAUGGCUCUUCCGGAAGAGAUUUCUCAUGUUGACAGUGUUGAUUUAGUGUCUCUGGCAGUAUUGAAUGACUUGCUGGCUGUGCUCAUUAGUUGUUGUGCCGAGCGAAGUGGGUGUCCUGAACAGCAUUCCGUUUGUUCUGUUUGGGUUAUGAGAGACUACGAGAUGCCUGAGUCUUGGACUAAGUUGUAUACUUUUGAGGCUAGUGGACUGGUAACAGGAUUCGAUGACUUCACCUUGAAUGGUGAGCUUCUGAUGAAGAUACAUGGUGGAAAACGAGUUUGUCGGAAUUUGAUCACUGGUCAUGAAGCAAAUCUUCAAUCAUCGAUGGCAUGCGAUUUGGUCACUGUCGUAGAGAGCCUCGUUUCAGUUUAGAUAUGUCUCGGUUGCUGCUACAUUAUUGGUAUGAAAGAUUGAUUGUACAAAUCGAAAGUUACCUCUGAAUUUUGAAGAAAUGGUUUUGUUUGUAUAUGCUUUGGCCAGAAAAUAAUGAGCAGCAGAAGUGAGGUGGUGCCCUUUUACUUUCGGCACUUCUUGCAAGCUUUAGAAUGUAUUUCCAUUUUCACUUUAUUUUUUCCUUUUAGACUGGUGAAAGUACGCAUCUUAUGACUACAUCUACAACUUCAGCAUUGCUGAUGAGAUGAUGCCGAAAAAAAGAAGGGAUGAAGCUUUUGAA